Molecule: messenger RNA, 3707 nt
Organism: Schistosoma spindalis
Lineage: Eukaryota; Metazoa; Platyhelminthes; Trematoda; Strigeidida; Schistosomatidae
Source: the annotation of a GenBank genome assembly
AUAUCGACCGACAUGACUCAAUGUCAUCAUGGUCUGAUAGCAUGUUCUUGUUUGAUCACAUCCAGUUUAUUUUUAACAUAAUCCCAUACUAGAGAACAUCUCAUUUAGAGGUAGAUGGUUGUUAAGGUUAAGUUAUAUGUAUAUGGGAAACAUCUCAGUCUAUGAAAAUACUCAACUCUAUGAACCGAAUCCUCUAUAUUUUCUUCUCUUGAAAUGGACCAAGAUUUUUCUUAGAAUUAUUAAGUAAAGGUCAUAUGAAUGAAAUUCUUAUAUCAUGUUACAUUUGUUACCGGUCAAUGCGUUUUCAUUCGUAUUCUCUGUUCCCAGAAAAAAUUCGUUCAAGUGCCUUUUUUAAAUUAUAGUUCGUUUCAAAUCAUAAUAAUUCUUGUCAUAUACUACUUAUUUCAUGUGUAUGAGCACGUGUGUGUCUAUAAUUCAGUUCUUAUAUGUUCGUACAUACAUGUCACUAGUACAUGUUUACCCCAUUCAUCAUCUGUGUGCUCCUAGUCACAUGAUGUGUGUAUACGUAAGGAGGUAUGUGCGCAUAUGUAUCACGUAUUAUGUUUACCUUUCUAUUGUGUUCUAUUUUUGUAUAUGUGUGUUUCUGCACUCUCUAUCGAUCUGACCUUAAUUUAUUAUUAUUUUUUUCUUCAAAAAACUAAUUUGAGUACUCUUUCUUUCUACGGAGUACAGACACACCAGGACACACACACAAUUAUAUUUUAAUAUAUGUACUACAUCUCUGAAGGCACCGUCGAUAAUUAUUUGUAAAUUCUUCAAUUUACGAUCAUCAUUAUCAUUAUCAUCGUCUUCGGUUGUUUAUAAUAGUUAAGAUUGAUUACUUCUCUUUCUUCAUCUGAUGACAGUAUAUUUGUGUAUUAUUAUUGAUUUAAUCGUUUCCUUUCAUUGAUUACACUCCUGAUUACAAAUGUAUAUUCUUUACUAUAAAUAAUAAGUAUUAUUGUAGAUGGAUGAAUUCAAUAGGAGACCGUUUUGAUUUACUAUGAUUUCUUUACUUUCCCCAUUUCUGUUCAUUUGUUAAAAUCAUUUAGUUAAUGUCAACUCGUUUAAGUAUCAGUGAUACUAUGGAUUAUGAAGAUCGUUUAUGUAAGACAGUGGAGCAAUACAAAGCAUUAUUAAUAGAAAAAGAGAAAUUGGCUGAACAAUGUAAAAAUCUUCAGCAAGAAGUAUCAAAUUUACAAGACGAAAAGUCUCAUCAACAAUCUGAACUGAAUCGUUUUAAAACUUAUUUCAAUUCAUUGGGUUUAAAUCCAGCGAUAUUGGCAACAACAUCAAUUAAUUCAACAAGAAUUUCUCAAUCAUCUCCAACAUCUUCAGUAGUUACAGCUACAACAGGAGUUGAAUCAAUUGAAAGUGACUUAAAUUCAAUCAAUACAGAAUUGUUAAAUCAACCUGCUAGUUCAAUUUCAGCAAUUGCUUGUAGUAAUAAUCUUGUUAUGAGUCCAACCAUAGCUAAUUUACGGAUAAAUCAUUUGCAAAAUCAAUUAAGUAAAUUACGUGAUGAAUUGUAUAGAACUGAGUGUGAUAAAGAAGAAUUGAAAAUUCAACUAACCGAAAUCACUGCACAAAAUCUUGAAUUAAAACAAAAAUGUACCAUAUUAACAGCAAAAGCAGAAGAAAGUAUUCAUUUAAAAGAUGAAUUAGAUAUUGCUCGUGAAGAAGCAUCUAAUAUAUUACGUUUAUCUACAACUAUUGAACAAUUACGUAAACAUGCUGAUGAAGUAGUUAGUUUACGUUUACGUUGUUCACAAUUAGAAACUGAUAAUCAAAUUUGUGUACAACGUUUAACUGAAUUAGAACAAGAAACACGUUUAGAUGGGAAUAUACGAUCAAAAGUGAAAGCUCAAGCACGUUUACAAAUAGAAGACGCACAAUUCAUAGCAAAUGAAGCAAUAAAACGUGCUGAAUUAGCUGAAGAUAAUUUAUUAAAAAUUCGACAAGAAUUAAUUAAUGUAAAUCGUGAAAAAGAGUGUAUCUUCUCUGAACUUACUCGUCUUAAAUCUUGUUGUGAAGGUCUUCAAUCAUGUGCAAAAACAUCAAAUUAUGGUACAUCAGCAAUGGAAUCACAAAUGUUAAAUUUACAAGAAGAAUUAUGUCGUUUACGUACAUCAAUGUAUGUUAGUGGUGUGAAUAGUGAUAAUAGUAUGAAUGAAGUUGGCAGCGAUAUUACUAAUACUACUACUACGACGACGACAACAACAACAACGAUGACGACUGAUAUAUUAGAUAAUGACAUUGGUUUUGUUGAUAAGAAUAAUUACAAUACAUUCACUGUCAAUAAUAAUGAUUCUUCUAGUAUACAUAUUUUACAACCAUUAUCUACAAAUUCUUAUCCUAUUCAUAUUGAUAAAGACAUGUGUAAUCCAUCUGCCACUACAAUAUUCUAUACAAAUUUAAUGACAAAAUUAACUCAAAAAGAAACAGAUUUUAUUGAAAUGGAACAAAAAUAUCGUGGUUAUUUAUGGAAAGCACAUGAAGUAAUUCGAUUGUUAGAACGUCAAUAUCGACAACAUCAACAUGAUUGUCCAAAAUAUAAAGAGAAAAUAAUAAUUAAUAUGAAUAAUAAUAAUCAUAGUACUACUGAUGUUACUAAUACUGAUAAGAUAAAUGAAGAGAUUCAGUAUUUACGUGCAUUAUUAGUUGAAAAAGAACGUGUUAUUGAGAAAUUAGAGACUCAUCAUGAACAGAUAAGACGUCAUCGUGAAACUGAAGAACGUAUUCUUUUAACUGCAUGGUAUAAUUUAGUGAUUAAAUCAACUAAAAAUACCAUUGAAUCUAAUUUAAAACAAAAUUGUAAUAGUUCUGUUGAUAAAUUGAAUAAUUUUGUAUCAUCAUGUAAUACAGAAAAUAAUUUAUCAUUUUUAACUCGACAACGAAAUGUUCAUUUAAAACCACCAACUGAUUUAACAUCACUAGUUAUGGCAACAAAAUAGAAGUUGGUUAUUGUUGCUAUUGUUGUUGUUGUUGUUGUUUUUGUACCCAUAUACCUUGACUACUGAUUGUCACAUUACGUUUUUUCAUCCUUGUACAUUACAUUAGGAUUAAUGAUUGAAUUCUAUUUUCUGAGAUAUAUAAUGAAGUAUUUUGUUUCCCGCAUUUCAAUUUUUUAUUCUCCCCUCCUCCUCCUCCCCACUAAGUAAAAUUGUCUUACUUUGAAUGCAGCUAUUCUAUAAAUUCAUCAAAUAUUUUAUUUGGAUUUAAAUCCUACAUCGUGAUUAAUUGACACUUACUCCUUGAUUUUGAUCUGAUUGAUCAUUUUUUUGAAGUGAUCUUUUAGGUGUAAAUAAAAGAUGAUCACAAUCAUUAUCUAUUCAAUUACUUAUUACGGACUUAGUACUUUUGAUUCUGAGUUUAAUAUUGAUCCUAAAUUGGUUUCUCAAUUUAUAUUUACAUUAAUCAUUAUUCAUAUGAUGAAUGGAAUAAUCAAAUCGUUUCCAUUUAAACGAUUGUUUUCAUUUUUGCUAAUUUUACUAUUACAUUUUCAGAUUAUCUCUGAUCUGUUGAUCAAGUGUUUAAUUCAUUAUUGUAAUUAAUCAUUAAGAAUAUAUAUUUACUUACUUACUUACAUAUGCCAGUUACUCCUCAUGGAGGAGCAUACGCCGUCCAUCAGAAUUUCUCAUCGAACUUUGUUCUAGGCAAUUCAUUCUAGUUUUAAUAACAAGUGAUAUUUAUUCGAAAUGUACGAA